Messenger RNA from Striga asiatica, 3049 nucleotides. NCBI's taxonomy places the organism in Eukaryota, Viridiplantae, Streptophyta, Magnoliopsida, Lamiales, Orobanchaceae. The record is from the annotation of a GenBank genome assembly.
ACCAAANAAAUGGAGAAGAAAGAGCCGAAGACAUUUCUAACAGUGGCCCCAUUCGAGUGCGCGUGGCUCGAAGACCUCCGUUUCAAGGAAGCUGGCCGUGGCUGUGUGGCUUUUGACGCUUUUGCCCACAACGAUGUCACAGUAGUCUUCCGCGAGAAAACGGGCAGCCAGCAUUACCACUACAAACGUGACAACAGCCCUCACUACACAGUCAUAAUCGGCAGUCAUCGAAACAAGCGACUAAACAUCGAGGUCAACGGCAAAACUACAGUUGAUGUUGUAGGCCUCGAUCUCUACUGCUCGUCUGCCUUUCAGAGUUACUGGAUAAGUGUGUACGAUGGGCUUAUUAGCAUCGGCAAAGGACGGUACCCUUUCCAGAACCUCGUUUUCCAGUGGCUCGACUCGAACCCCAACAGAAGCGUGCAGUACGUGGGGCUCAGCAGCUGGGACCGACACGUGGGGUACAGGAACGUUAGCAUGUUGCCGCUCACGGGGAAUCACGCCUCUCUGUGGAAGAAUUCGGAAGAUGGUGAGGAUGAGAUUGAGGAGGGGGGUUGUGUUGGGGAUUUCGAGAGCCAGGGGCUCGGGAUUUUUCUGGAGAGUUGGGAGCUUUCGGAUUUGGUUUUUUUGGUUGGGAAAGAGGAGAGGGUAGUGCCGGGGCAUAAGGUGGUGCUGGCGGCGGCUGGGAAUUUCGGGCUGAGCUCGUCGGGGGAGAAUGUUGUGCGGGUGGAAGAUUAUUCGUAUAUUGUGGUUCAUGCGCUUCUCGAGUAUAUCUACACGGGUAACACCAAGGUCCCUGAGUCGCUUCUCAGUUCUCUAAGAGAUCUGAGUUUACGGUUUGAAGUGAAUACAUUGGUAAGACAGUGUGAAGAGAUGAUUGAGCGUUUUAAACUCAACAAGAAGCUUUUCGACUCGGGAAAAUGUGUGGAGAUAUCAUAUCCAAGUGCUCGGCUGAACUGCUCAGCUGUGUUCCUGAACAGAUUACCCAUUGAUGUCAAACGGCUUAAUAGUUUUCGGUUGACCAGUGAGUACAGUGACGUGGACAUUUAUAUUGAAGGCCAUGGUCUUGUUGCACAGUCGCAUAGAAUUAUCCUUAGCUUAUGGAGUGCCCCGUUUACCAAGAUGUUCACAAAUGGAAUGAUUGAAAGUGUGUCUCCAAAGAUCUUCCUGAAAGAUGUGUGCUUUGAAACAUUCAAGAUUAUGCUCGACUUCAUGUACAGUGGUGAAAUCAAUCAAGAAGAUGUCACGGAUAUCGAUAUGUUGCUACUUCAGCUUCUUCUAAUGGCAGAUCAGUUUGGAGUUUCGCAGCUUCAUCAAGAAUGCUGUAAACGACUUUUAGAACACCUAUCUGAGGACUCAGUGUGCCAAAUUUUGCUAGUUGUUCAGUCGGUAUCUUCUUGUAAAAUAAUUGAAGAAACGUGCGAGAGGAAAUUUUCCAUGAAUUUUGAUUACUGCACAACCGCAAGCAUCGACUUUGUCAUGUUAGACGAGACAACAUUUGGGAACAUUCUUCAGCAUCAAGAUUUGACGGUAACUUCUGAAGAACGAGUUCUUAAUGCAGUCUUGCUUUGGUGUUGCAAAGGAAAAGAGUUGUUUGGAUGGGAAAGAAUAGAUGAAAUAUUGCUGAAUUCAGCACCAGAAAGCGUUUUUCGUGAAAGGCUCAAGUAUCUCGAGGAAUUUUUAAAUUUUGUGAGGUUCCCUUUGCUGUCUUCUUCAGUUCUGCAAAAGUUGGAGAGAAGCAACCUCAGCACGCGAAUCCCUACACUCAGUAAAUUGGUGAAAGAAGCCAUUGGGUUUUUGGAAUUCGGGUCUUCUGCAAGUGAUAAUGAUAUAAACAAAUACCAGCACAGGAAAUCAAGUUUUAAAGAACUCCAGUAUAUAUGCGACGGUGAUAGCAAUGGAGUCUUGUACUUUGCAGGCACAUCCUAUGGGCAACAUCAGUGGGUAAAUCCAGUUUUAUCCAAGAGAGUAUUUGUUACUGCAAGUAGCCCGAUUUCCAGAUUCACCGAUCCUAAGGUUUUAGCCUCGAGGAGUUACCAGGGGACAUCUUUUGCCGGGCCCCGAGUGGAGAACGGGCGAAAUAUGGCAUGGUGGAUGGUUGACAUUGGCCACGGUCAUCAGUUGAUGUGCAACUAUUACACGCUAAGGCAGGAUGGAUCGACAGCUUUCAUCAGGAAUUGGAGCUUCCAGGGCUCGAUGGAUGGCAACAGCUGGACGAACUUGAGAGUACACGAGAACGAUGAGAUGAUGAUCAAGCCCGGUCAAUUUUCAUCGUGGCCCGUUGUUGGCCCGAAUGCGCUUCUUCCCUUUAGAUACUUUCGAGUUGUUCUGACAGCUCCAACUGCUGAUACGACUAACCCUUGGAACUUGUGCAUAUGUUUCCUCGAGAUUUAUGGUUAUUUCCGUUAAACUGUGUUUGUGAAACGAAGUUUUGAUGGCCGAGUUUGUACGAGGAAUAAUGUAUCUGGCAUUUUUUUUUUUUUAAUUUUGUUUUUAAAAUUGUUGUGUGAACCAGCAUUUUGUUUAGGUUGGUUUUUGUAAUCAGUUGGUUGAUUAUUGUUGCACAGGUUAAUAUUUGCAUCUAAUUUAGUUGUGUAGCAUCAUGAAUUCUGGACUCAUUGUCAUUUCUUGUAUUGACAAUUUGACAUAGAUUACGAAAUGCAUUUAAGAUAAGCAUUAAGUUAGACGGUGCCUCUCCACUGGCGGCGGUGGCGCGUCUGUGUGGCUAGAAGUGGUUAUCGAUUGGUCUGGGGAGGUGGCUCGUCUUUGCUGGUGCUGGUCUGAAGGUGGCCUCCUAGUUAGGGUUUCGUCUUAGGUCCGGGUCUCGUUAGCCGGUGAUGGAGUUUCUAUGUUUUAUUGGAACCCUAUUGGGUAGUCAUUUUGAGUGUUGGCUUGCUUCAGGUCUCUAGGCGAGUUUUAGCGUUGGUGGAGAGGACUUUAAUCUAGAUAUUAAGUUUUUUAUUUUAUUUUGUGUUCUUGUUAGUGUGUGUGUUUUGUUUCUUUUCUCUCCAUGUGGAGUUUUGGUCUCACAGAUGUGGAUGUUUUUGUU